CGGGCAAAUGUAACAAUAGAGCAGCAAGUGCUAGCGUCAAGCUAAUUGCUAACUGCUAACAACAUAACCCCCCUUCCCCUGCACCGUUUGGGGCUUAGCUUUUGGGUGUCUGUGGGCUCAACAGGGUAAACAUGCAGAAAUAUGAAAAGCUCGAAAAAAUCGGAGAAGGUACAUAUGGGACCGUUUUCAAGGCUAAAAACAGAGAAACACAUGAAAUCGUGGCUCUAAAAAGAGUCCGUUUGGACGACGAUGACGAGGGCGUGCCAAGCUCUGCCCUGAGAGAAAUAUGUCUGCUCAAGGAGCUCAAACAUAAAAACAUUGUCAGACUACAUGACGUUUUGCACAGUGACAAGAAGUUAACGUUGGUGUUUGAAUAUUGUGACCAGGAUUUGAAGAAAUACUUUGACAGCUGCAAUGGGGAUUUAGACCCUGAAACAGUAAAGUCGUUCAUGUCCCAGCUGUUGAAAGGACUCGCUUUCUGUCACAGUCGGAAUGUUCUUCACAGAGAUCUGAAGCCGCAGAAUCUUCUCAUCAACAGAAACGGGGAGCUGAAGCUGGCUGACUUUGGGUUAGCGCGAGCUUUUGGCAUUCCUGUGAGGUGUUACUCUGCUGAGGUGGUGACAUUGUGGUACCGACCCCCAGAUGUGCUAUUUGGUGCUAAACUCUAUUCUACCUCUAUUGACAUGUGGUCUGCCGGCUGUAUUUUUGCAGAGCUGGCAAACGCUGGAAGGCCUUUAUUUCCUGGUAACGACGUGGAUGACCAGUUAAAAAGAAUCUUCAGGUUGUUGGGAACGCCGACAGAAGAACAGUGGCAUACGAUGACCAAGCUCCCAGAUUACAAGCCAUAUCCUUUGUAUCCGGCUACCACCUCACUGGUCAACGUGGUGCCCAAGCUGAGUAGCACAGGUCGAGAUCUCCUCCAGAACCUUCUGAAAUGUAACCCGGUCCAGAGGAUCUCUGCAGAAGAAGCCUUGCAGCACCCUUACUUUCCAGACUUCUGCCCUCCCUAAAUCCCUGGCAGCCCCUCCCGCUCGGCUACCACAAUCAAUUCUCCCGUCACGCGAGCAGGUCAUCAGAAGCAAGCCAAGCCCUCUCCGCUCAAGUAAAAACAUGUCUCAUUGAGUCCAAAGCUGCUUUUUCCACUGCACGGUACUGACUCGACUCUUCCACGCUGAAGAUGAGCUUAUAAACAAACUAAAACUUCAGAACCGUAAUUACAUUUUAGCGAGCUAGGUAGCACAGCAACAGCUGCUCAUGUUCUAUUUCCUAGUCAUGCUUGUUUGUUGCCAGGCAGCAUUUGUCAUUGUCUCCUGAAACCCAAUUAAAAAUGCUCAUUAGUCUAUUUCCUUGGAAACUUAGGGAAGAGAAAGGACAGUGAGGGUCGGCUAACUCAUUAACAUGACAGAACAAUAUUACAUCGGUGUAUAAUUAUUUAGUGUUUUUACUGUAUUUCCUCAUAUAGUGGUCUGGGGCACUUAUUUACUCACCUGCAGAGAGUAGCGGCAUCUUUUAGUGGUAAAUGUUUGAUAAGAGGGAGGCCUAUAUUUGAACAGAAGCAUUUUUAUAAUAAAAAUAAUUUUUCCCACACACAUACAUUAAAUAUUGUAUAAAGUGUUAUGGCCUCUGUCGCACAAAUGUAUUUUCAUUACAAUGAAUAAUACGAUUUUGAUUUAAUAAUACAUUGUAAAUAUUACAAUACAAGUUAGAAUACUAAUUGGCCAUGAUGCAAAAUUUUGUGUUCAUAUGUCGGCGGGUAAAUCUGAGAGUAUUUUUUCAUAAGAAAUGUGCAACAUUAUCUCAGGUUGUUAAACCGUUUUAAGCAACAGCAAAAUAAGUUAUUGACUUACAGGUGUUUCAUUUUGUGCAGCGCACGGCCGAUUAUGGAAAAAAAUAAAAUAAACAAUUCAUGAUUUCCCCGGCGUCAUGCAAGUGUGCACUGAUUUUAAAGAUGCUAUGAGUGAUAUAGCACUAUAUUGAUGAACAGAUGCCUCAUAAUGCACGACCAAGUCCGCUGUGGGAAGGACCAUAUUCUCCCAUGUGCUUAAGUGAAAACAGCUGUGCGAUUGUGUGGAUUCUCCCUCUCGACCUCAGUCAAAGAUGCGCACUCAGGCUGGAGCAAGCCUUAAAUGUGGGCGUUCCCGUGUCAAAUCUGGCCUUCCGCGUAGUCCCGUGAUGAUUUCAAUACCUUCGUUUUUACGUGGGCAGCACAGUGGUGCAGUGAUUACCACUUGUGCCUCACAGUGAGAAGGUCGGGGGAUGGAUUCUUUCUGUGUUAACUUUGCUCUUUCUCCCCGUGACUGUGUGGGUUCUCUACGGGUCGUCAAAUGGCAUCAAAACUAUGAAUGAACACAUGUGGAGUUAUGUACU
Molecule: messenger RNA, 2367 nt
Organism: Entelurus aequoreus (snake pipefish)
Lineage: Eukaryota; Metazoa; Chordata; Actinopteri; Syngnathiformes; Syngnathidae
Product: cyclin-dependent kinase 5-like
Exons: 12
Coding region: 132-1010 (292 amino acids)
Biological process (GO): axonogenesis; protein phosphorylation; neuron apoptotic process
Cellular component (GO): cytoplasm; nucleus
Molecular function (GO): ATP binding; cyclin-dependent protein serine/threonine kinase activity
Source: RefSeq, a predicted model, not a curated record